Messenger RNA from Belonocnema kinseyi, 2153 nucleotides. RefSeq names its product probable RNA-binding protein CG14230. The transcript has 7 exons. Gene Ontology annotation, molecular function: RNA binding. Bases 247 to 2124 code for a protein of 625 amino acids. NCBI's taxonomy places the organism in Eukaryota, Metazoa, Arthropoda, Insecta, Hymenoptera, Cynipidae. The record is from RefSeq and is a predicted model, not a curated record.
AAACAUAACCUAGAAAAGUACACGUGUUUUGUGCUUUACUCGCAGUUUACUAUGGUUUUGUUUAUAGAAAUUCUCUGUAUCUUUCUGUAUAAUCGGUGAAGUUUGUGAAGUUUUUUAUGCAAUAAAUAUGCGUGAUAAUUGUUCAAUAUUUGAUUAAUGCUAAGCAGUUAAAUAUUAACUUGAACUCUUGUCAAAUAAAUUUAAAAAAUAUUCCUUGUAAAAAGUUUAAAUUUUUUGUAAACAGCAAUGGAAAAAUCGUAUAGAUUGAUAUUAAAAAAUUUAUCAUCAAGCGUUAAGGAUGAGAAGAUUUCAGAAUUAUUUAGCAUAUUUGGAAAAGUUGAAAAAGUUGAAUUGAAGGAGAAAAAAGAUGCUUGGGAAAGUGACAAAAUCAACAGAUUUGCUUUUGUUACAAUCAAUACUUCGGAUAAAAACUUAAAUACUUGUUUUAGAGAAGUAAAUGAAACUCUCAUAGAAGGAAAUCGCUUGCACGUUGAAAUAGCAAAAGAAAGUUUCCUACAACGUGUACAAAGAGAAAGAGAAGAGGUCAAAGAAAAAAAAGAAGGCAAAGUUAUAGAGCCAAAAUUCGAGCCAAAUAAUAGUAAACCAAUCGAAUUUAACAAUGCCGGAUAUAUAAAUCAACAGUCAAAAUUUAAGAGUCAUAUCACAGAAACUAGCGAAACUAACGAGAAACAUUUCGUAAAACCUAAAAAGUUUUAUGAUACUGAAGAAAGUUUCACAGAAAAUGAGAAUUUCACAAAUUAUGUGGAGCCAGAUUAUGACGGUAACCAUUUUGCAAAACCCAAUAAGUAUUCUAGAAAUAAAGAAAGGUUUUCAGAAAAUCACAAUUUUGAAAAUUACGUUGAGCCAGAUUAUAAAGAGAAAAGGAAACGCAGAAGUGAAUUUUUACCUCCUGCUGCACCAGACAAAAGAAAAAGUUUUGAGAACAAAUUCAAUGAAACUGUGGGGAAGAAAGGGAAGCAAAUUAAUGUUGAAAGUCCUGUAAUUAGCGAAUCUGAAAGAAAACGUUUAGCAUCGUUGAAAGCAAAAAAAGAAGCGUUCAAGGCAAAAGAACAAGCAGUGCGAAAUGCUUUAAAAAUGGUCGAUACGACAAACAGAAGCAAGAAGAUAAUUUUUGACGACUUAGAAUCGACUGAGGAUAAUGAGACUUCAAAAAAACGGAAAUUGUGCUGGGAGAGCGACGAAGAAGAGGAAGAAUUCAAAUUCCCAGAUGACAGUGAACUUAACUCAAAAUCAAAGACCAUGUUUUCUAAACUUCAAUCAACAACUGGAAAUGAUAAGCGAUUUACUUUAGACGAACGUUUUAUGGAAGAUGAGGAUAAGGAAGAAGAAACAGUUCAGGAAGAAGAGACUGAAAUUGCCGCAGAAAGAAAAAUGCAGUUAGGAAUUUUGGAGGAUGUACUUGGAAACCCAAUUUCUACUGAAAUGAAAAAUCACAACGAUAGAGGUUUCAAAAGGGCAAACAUGAUCAGGUACGAUCCAACCGAGGAAAGUCAUCACCAGUAUGAAAUUGCACCACAAAAACCGGAGAAGCUUAAAAAGCAGAUAAAAUCAGAAACUGAAAAUGUGAAAGAAGCUGAACCUUUACCAGUUUCGAAAGAAGUUUUCUAUUCAGUUUCUGAUAAGUUGACAAGUGUUUUAGCAGAAGGAGAAAAUUUCAGUGUAUUGAAAAUGCUCGGCAAAGAAUCAACAGAUCCAAGUAUCGUGAAGCCUGAAAUUCCCUACAUAUGUGAGCCAAUGGAACAGAAAUUUGGAUUUAAUUUCGAUUCCAAUAAGGCGUUCAAAUAUGAUUCUUCAGACGACGAGGAACCAAAUGCGGAUUCUUCUGCCAAAGGAAACAAAUUUAAAUCUGAGCGUGAUUCUUCUCAUUUUUAUGGAAAGGAUGAUAAAUUUUUGUUUGCUCUCGACGAUCCCCGUUUUAAAGAAUGUGAAGAAUUUUUCAGCAAGCGAUCAGAGCAAAGUGAAGAUUUAAAAACCCUUCGACCCAUAUUAAAGCAAACAAUACGCAAAAGAAUUCAGACGAAUAUGAAGAAAAAUAACCAUCUCUUCCGUAAGAAGCAACAGAGAAAAGAAACGAGAGAUCAAUACAAAUUUAGACCUAAAUAAGGAAACAAAUAAAACUUGUUUAAAAAAUA